This is a messenger RNA of Xenopus laevis (African clawed frog), 7401 nucleotides long. It is a transcript of the gene spock2.L, whose product is annotated as SPARC (osteonectin), cwcv and kazal like domains proteoglycan 2 L homeolog. Gene Ontology annotation, molecular function: calcium ion binding; extracellular matrix binding; collagen binding. Bases 276 to 1544 code for a protein of 422 amino acids. The transcript is spliced from 11 exons. The record is from RefSeq and is a predicted model, not a curated record. Gene Ontology annotation, cellular component: gel phase of interstitial matrix. NCBI's taxonomy places the organism in Eukaryota, Metazoa, Chordata, Amphibia, Anura, Pipidae.
AAUUAGGCAGAAAACAAUAGCAAAGCCAUUUCCUGUUGUGUUUCAGGUGUCACUAGUCUCCCCCUCCCUCCUGCUCUGGCGCAGUCUCCCUGCUCUCCCUGUAGUCUCAGUCAGUGCUGGAAGCUCUCGGGCUCUCUCCAAGGCGGCUCAGUUGCAGCAGGUCUCCUCCUCCUCCCUCUCCUCAGCAUCCCUCCAUCCAUCCGAGCCAUUGCUUGCAGCAGGCAGACCGCUAUCCGGCUACUCAGCGCUACACUCAGCGCUACACUCAGCGGAUCAUGUGGAACCCGGGGGGCGCCUGUCUCAUCCUCCUGCCCCUUUUGCUCCCCAUCGCCUGGGCACAGGGAGAAGGCAAGGAGGUGGAAAAUACCGGCAAUUUCAUGGAGGAUGAGCAAUGGCUGUCCUCUAUCAACCAGUACAGCGGCAAGAUCAAGCACUGGAACCGCUUCAGAGAUGAGGUAGAGGAUGACUAUAUCAAAAGUUGGGAGGAUAAUCAGCCAGGAGAUGAAGCUCUGGACACUACAAAGGAUCCUUGCCAGAAAGUGAAAUGCAGCCGACACAAAGUUUGCAUUGCGCAUGGUUACCAAAAAGCAAUGUGUAUUAGCCGUAAGAAGUUGGAGCACAGAAUUAAACAGCCCACCAUGAAGAUUCAUGGAAACAAAGACAGUCUUUGCAAGCCGUGCCAUGCGACCCAGCCUGCUGCAGUCUGUGGUUCUGAUGGACACACGUACAGCUCUGUGUGUAAACUGGAGCAACAAGCGUGCCUCAAUAGCAAACAGCUGACUGUUAAAUGCCAAGGGUCAUGCCCUUGUGCAACAGAACAAACUCCUACCACUACCACAGAGGCUGGCAAACAAGGAGAGACAUGUACAGGUCAGGAUCUAGCUGAUCUCGGGGAUCGUUUACGGGACUGGUUCCAGCUUCUUCAUGAGAAUUCCAAACAAAAUAACACAUUAAACCCUGGAAGCAAACAAGUGAAUGUGUUGGAUAAGAGCCUAGUGGCUGGCUGCAAGGAUUCCAUUGGAUGGAUGUUUUCAAAGCUGGACUCCAACAAUGAUCUUUUCCUGGACGAAGCAGAGCUGGCAGCCAUCAACCUGGAUAAAUAUGAGAUCUGUAUUCGGCCAUUCUUCAAUUCCUGUGACACUUAUAAGGAUGGGCGCGUUUCCACCGCAGAGUGGUGCUUCUGCUUCUGGAGAGAGAAGCCACCAUGUCUUGUGGAGCUUGAGAAGGUUCAGAUGCAGGACGCAGCUAAGAGAAAGCCAGGUGUGUUCAUUCCCAGCUGUGAUGAGGAUGGCUACUACAGAAAGAUGCAGUGUGAUCAGGCCAGUGGAGAAUGCUGGUGCGUGGAUCAGCAUGGCUCAGAACUGACAGGAACACGGAUACAUGGCAACCCAGACUGUGAUGACAUGGUUGGAUUUUCUGGAGAUUUUGGAAGUGGUGUGGGUUGGGAAGAUGAAGAGGAAAAAGAGACAGAAGAUGCUGGCGAAGAGGCCGAGGAAGAAGAAGGAGAGACAGGCGAGGCAGAUGAUGGAGGAUAUAUCUGGUAGACACGCAGAGUCCUGUUUAGGCCUUGCGGCAAUGUUGGGCGUUUGCAGUAAAUAGUGAUCUGAUGCCACAGUGAUCAGGAAACACAGCUGAAUGUACAUUAGACUUCAACAGAAAUUGUGUGUGUGUGAGCAUGCAUGUGUGCCUGUUGAUUGAUUGCUUUGAGAUUCCAGCUCAUUUUCCCAUGACAUCAGUAAGCUGUCUCACAUUAAAUUAGGCAUUUUAUUCCUUUCAUUAUUAUUUCAUCUUUAUUUCUGACUCCAGAAUCAAACUCACACCUCUGAGACAUUUUUUGUUGCCACUCAACUAAGAAAGGGUUUACAGCCAGAUAGAUACUCGAUACUCUCAAAUACAGAUGGACAUUAAUGAGAUUGAUAACCUCAAACAAGGUAUGAUCAGUUCACUAGUGUUCAAAAAGAUCCCUGAACUCAUUUAGCUGUCAAAGUUAGUACCUUUAACUAUAGAUGUAUGAAAAGAACCUAUUCCCGCUGCUUGAUACAGAACAGAAAGUCACAUCUUUGGUCUGCAGGUGGCCAUUUAUAUAAUGCUAAAGUCAGGUAUGUUAUUUAUAUAAAAAAACAAAAAUAGGUGAACGCUUGGAAUACAUAUACAUUUGGAGGUGGGUAUUACUCUGCAUGUAAAAUCUUCUGCCACAAUUGAAUCACCUUGACCAUAGCUGAAAUGCUUAUAGGCAUCUUGUAUUGCUCAUGAAAGAUUAAAAGAUAGCUCUUUCCAUUGUAUUUUUGUUUUUUGAUGUUGCAUGUUUUCUACCUGCCAUAGAGGACUGGAGGUUGAUUUUGGCCAUCAAUCGAAUCCUACUGUGUUUGAAAAUAACUCUCUACGUGCACCCUCUGUGCUGGUGGCAUUGUGUUCUGCUUUGUGUAAUUGAUAAUGUAAGAUACAGAAAUACUGCCCAUUAUAUUUUAUAUUCCCUUAAUGGAGGGUAAACUUUGGGAUUCUGGCAUUCAUUAAAAGUAUGCUGCCAUAGCUUAAAAUGCUGCUUUCAAAGCUAAUCAAUGAAUAGUGUUGCUCACGUGUUUCUGCACUCAUGAUUGAUUAAUAAAAGAGCAAAUCAAUUGUAUUAUAAAUAACUUUACAAAUCAAGAUGUUCCAAUUCUUUAACAGGAACUGCAGUCUUUCCUUAUUGCUGCCCUGCCAAAGGAACCUGUAUGCGCUAUCCCUAAAAUGUAACCUGUUAUCUAAUGCUACGAUCAGCUCCAUUUAUUUCAGAAAUUUCUGAGACUAUAAAUCUCACACUGUAAAUAAGAGCAUGCACACAUUACUAUGGAUCUGAUCUAGAGACGCUUUUAUAGACUGCCUUGUCCAUCUAUUUCUUAACAAUCUAUUCAGACUGUCUGACACCCCAAAAGUUAUUAAACAAGGGCUUGAACAUUGUAAAAAAUACACAUUGUUGCAGAGAUUAUAAAUUAUGGUUUUCCAAUUCUAUACAUAGCAGUAUGUUUUUAUUGGCUAAUUAAAAAUGAUUUGGAAAAACAUCAAUGAUAAGUUGUGAAAGCUGGGAGCAUCCCUGAUAGAGGAUAUAAAAAUCCAAGCAGACAACAAGGAUACAUUAUCUUGCCCAGCAGAACAGAUACACAACUAAAUGCAAUUUUGCAGCCAUCCAUAGACACAGAUAUAUGUUUUGAGCUAUUUUGGCCAUUUGCUGUGUUCUAAAUUAAUGCUCAUUUAAAAAUGAAAUCAGUUAUUGAUCUGAAUCUAAUGGGGAUUGUGUUUAUGGCUGCAGAACUUUGAUCUAUUAUAAGGCACAGAACAGGAAAUUGCUGCUGCAGUAAAUAAUCAAUAACUUUCCUUCAAAGACAAUGCAAACAAAGCCAUGGACAUUCAUGGUCUAUCUUUAGUUUACAGCAAGUAUGGAAAACCUGCAUCCUCCAGGCAUCAUCAGAGAUUAGCCACAGAACAGGGGCUUUUUUAAUGCUUGCUAUUUAGGUGAGUCAGUUUAUUGGUUAGAAAAUAAACCUCAUUUAAUCAGUAAGAAACUGUUUAGUAUUUGGGGUUCCAGGUCUGAAAUGUUCAUAUUUCCUGAACUAAAUAUAAAAACAAAUAUGUAUCUUAGAAAUUCCCAUUACCUAGUAUUUUAGGUUGUUUUUGCAUCAGGCAUCAUUUAACUACCAUGACUUGCUGAUAUUGUGCCUAUGGGGACUUAAAGCGGCAGUGAGAUAUUUAUGAUUAUACAGUGACAAAAGCGAAUCUCUCUGUGUCAUCUCACCAGAACUGAUGAUGGUAAAAUAAAGGCUAUACACAAACUCACCCGUGUGCACAGAGAGGUCCAGUUGCUCAUGACUUUUCAGUAUAUAAAUACAGAAAAAAAAUAAUUCAAAGGAAUAACAUCUUACAUAAAACAGUUCACGAAUUCGGUGGGGAAAAGGUUAAUCCCGUGAAAAGUCAUUUUGAGAUGCAAUUCAAUUCAGAAAAUGUAUCUCACUGUUUAUCAUGUGAAAACUCUAUUGAAGUAUGGGGAAAAAGUGGAAGUAAAUUAGGAGAAAAGGUUUUUUCUCCUUGAAUUGAAUCUCUUCCAUGACUUUUCAUGUGACAAAGCAAGCGAUAACUUUUUCUCAUUGAAAUAAAUCUUUCCCAAAAUGUCCAACAUGUAAGGCUUUUUAUGGGAGAUGUUAGUCCUUUGGAUAACUUUUUCCCUGCCUUUAUUUCCCAUGUGGUCCAGCUUUGUGUCUGGUUGUUCUAUUUCCCAGUUGCAGAAAACUACUAUGACGACACUAGAAAAUGAUUCCAUUUAUUUAAUUGGCUACUAGAAAGUUAUAAAUCUUGGAUCUUCAAACUAUGGCUUCCCUAUUGUACAGAGACCUUGACAAACAAUACAGCUGAAGUGCUGAAUUGCAUUUGGACAAAAUAUAAACUUAAUUCAGAGUCACAUAACAUUUGGUUAGUUAACUGGCAAAACGUUGACCUCCAGCCCCAUCUAAUCAUGAGGGAUAAAGAAAGGACAAAUACAUUAGGUCCAAAUGUUUUUGUAUAAUACUGAGUUAAUGCUAUUUGCAGUUGUACAUCUUCCCCAUAGCACUAGAAAUCCCUAUUAAACCAAAUGAGCAAAUACAAGUAUUAUAAUGACCUGCCCAUAAAUAUUGAAAAUAUUGAAAAUAUCUCUUAUUUCUUUUUCUCUACAGCACAAAUCUCUCCCAUAUACACAUUUAAGCCUUAAAUGCCUACUUACAAUUAAUAUAUUUGUUCUUUCAUCCAUUCCAAUAAACAUGCAGAGCUCAAUGCAGCACAUUAGAAUUGUUUCCUAUGUUCACAGCAGGAAGAAAAGGCAAAUUAUUGAGCAAAUGAUCAUUUACAGUUGGAGGCUUAAUCUUUUGCAAAUUUUAAAAAAAAAAGACAAACAUGAGAGUCAGUUUCUGGCUGGUUUCUGUUAAAUUCCUGUAUAUCAUUUACAUAGCAAGUAGCUUACAAAUCCAAUAGGUUAUAACAGUUGUGGCCAACGUGAUAAAAGUCUCUUUUGUAUUAAUAUGUUAUUAGAAUUUAAUAGUCAACUCAGACAUUACCCAUGCUAAAUUAUGAGCAUGGAGUCUGGGCAGAAAACACACCAAACAAGAACCAGAGUGCACGGGAUAUUCACCUACAGGAAUACUUAUACACAGGUAGAGGUAUACUUUCCAUUUAUGUUGGGACUACUCUGCUUUGUAAAACAAUACAUAACAGUAUCAUAUGUACAGUACAGUAUGCUUUGACUGCCUGUUAGAAAUAUCCCAACAAGAGCAAGGGUAUUUAAUGGCAUGUUGUCCUGCUCUGAAUUCUUUCUUCUGUGCUAAAAACAAGGUCAUAGUUGCAGAGUGAUCACUGAUCAAAAUAGGAAAGUGUAGACUAAAGGUGGCCAUACACGGUGGCUUUGUAGAUAAGAAAUUUCUAGCUUUUGGCACUGCUUAGGUCUCUUCUGCGUAUAUGUUGAUCUGAUAUUAGGGUCCCUGGGUGUGAGCACCAUGUACAGACACCCUACUAUUAUAUCAGUAGUUAUAUAAUUGUAUUGUAUUUUAUCCUAUGAUAUUUAGCAGACUUUAGUGCAAAGCCUAUUAUGUUAUCAAAUAGAUGCUGCAGGUAAAAGCAGUUUUAGGAUACAUAAGUGAUGCACCAAACCCUAUUAUUUGCGAUUCAGCUGAACUGCAAAUCUUCCUAGAUCAGGCCAAAACCCCAACCGAAUCUGAUCCUGAGCAGAAAACGACUAGGUGUGUGCGAAUAUUUUUGGGGAUUAGUAAGGUUUGGAUUCAGAAAAGGCUUGGACUUGGGCAAAUCUCCAGCUGAAUCUGGGAUUCGGUGCAUCCCUAGUAUACACCUCCCUUUAUCCUAGAAAACGUUUUACCAACAUGCAACAUGUAUGUGUCUGUAUGUGUACAUCAUUUCCAAACUGCAAUAUGUAUGGAAGAGGAUAUCUAAUAUGUUUGUAUAUAUUGGGCUUCUCUAGGUCCAAGCUGGAGUCUUGAAUCUGGAGUUGGCAGCCUUUAUGUAAAAGCAUGUAAAAAGAAGUACUACACUCAUGUCGGAUAUAGAAGGGGUGUAGAUAUGUAGGAAGUGGACCUUGUUACUGCUGGUGGCACCAGGAGGAGAAAUGGGGCACUGACUUAUAAGAAGUUUCACUAUAUGUUUAAGAAAAAUAUAUUUUACCCAAAGAUUAGGGGGUCCUGUGGGGCCUAAUAAUUUACCGCUUUAUUAUUUUAAAGAUUGGCAUGUACUUUGGAAAGAAUGCUGGUGAGUGUAAGAGCCUGAUUGCUGGUGUGGUAGACUCUACUCUAUAACUCACUGUACUCUUCACAUAAUAUCACUGUGUCAGAGACUAUAAUAGUCAUCAAUCUGUUUUUUCCCUGAACGGCAAGUGAUUCAGCACCUCUCAUUUAUCUCUGUGUCCAGUUCAUCCAGCUGUAGCAGUCUUCUUGCAUUCUCUGACGCAGGCUAUACUGUCCCUUUCCUUCAAAGAAUAGUAACUGAAUAAAACUGUUUUCAAUCUACUUGAAGAUAAAAUGUAAUGGAGUCAUUCAGAUGUCUGUGUAAAUAUACGUUUGGUCUCUGGAGUCUUUACAUUCUUCAUUUACAUCAUUGUGUUAAAUGAUGUUUGUUAUCCAUGUUGCACAAUAAAAAACCAAGCACAUUCGGCUAAUGAACAAAGCUUGCCCAACCUAAUGUGUUUUUGGAAAGCAAACCUAACCCUCUGCCUGCCUAAACGGGCAGCAAAAAAAAGCUGCUGCCCGCUCUACUGGCAGAGUAGGUGUUAAUAUUAUUCUAGAAGCUGAGCACAGAAUUGUAUUUUUAUGGUAUAAAAUGAAUGUCUGUUAUCACAUGUGCUUGAACCUACAUUUUAAAGUAUAUCCACCUACUGACCUGUUAGGUAUGUCUAUGAGGGUUACAACCGACUGCAUGCAUGUAUUCAUGUAAGCCUUUAAUAUACUUGUGUAUCUUGAAGGUAUUAAAAAAAAUCUUUUACAACAUUUCUUUAAUUCUGUGCUUACAACAAACUAACGGCCGCAAAGAACAAACUACUAAGCCGGAGAAGACAAAAAAUGUCUUAUCACGUGCAAUAACUUUUAAAGUUAGUUUCGACAACCCACGUGCAAGUGCUAGGACUUUGGUUUGUAUAUUUAUCAAGUGCUGACAUUGUAUCUCGGUAAUUUUAGAUGUAAGAAUAAUUAAUCAAAAAGUGUUAGAAUGUAUAUGUACAAACAGGGCGCCAUGUUUAAAGCUGAAAUCUGACCUGCUCGCCAGUAUAUUUCACCACAGUUCCAGGCGACCCUGACAGUGUCUAUAGCUGCCUAUUACUUAUGAUUCCGUGAAACAGAUAUACACGCGCAAAAAGUUCAGACAUAUUUUUAAGAAAAUAAAUAAAAAACUAUAAACAAA